This is a messenger RNA of Suillus discolor, 1320 nucleotides long. RefSeq lists its product as uncharacterized. The record is from RefSeq and is a predicted model, not a curated record. Gene Ontology annotation, biological process: mRNA splicing, via spliceosome. Gene Ontology annotation, cellular component: nucleus; precatalytic spliceosome. NCBI's taxonomy places the organism in Eukaryota, Fungi, Basidiomycota, Agaricomycetes, Boletales, Suillaceae. The transcript has 2 exons. Bases 20 to 835 code for a protein of 271 amino acids. Gene Ontology annotation, molecular function: RNA binding; zinc ion binding.
ACUUUAGUCUCUGACCGCGAUGUCGGAAUAUUGGGUAUCACAUAAACGUUACCACUGCAAGUAUUGUAACAUCUAUAUAGCAGACGAUGUCCCAUCUAGGCAGCACCACGAGAAUGGAAUGCGUCAUAAAGGCAAUGUCGAACGUUUUGUACGCGGGCUGUACAAGGCUGGCGAGAAAGCUGUGAAGGAUAGGGACGAGGAGAAGCGUGAGAUGGAGAGGGUCAACAAAGCCGCAGCUGCCGCAUAUGCUCAAGAUGUAGGUGCUGGACUUGGGGGAGUCGGAUCAUCGUCUUCACGUGGUGCUCCUGCUGCAGCACCUGCACCAAAGAAGCCUCCAACAAAACCAAGCAAUCCGUACGCUAACUACUCAACGGCUGCAUCGCUGGGAUAUGCUGAUCCUGAUGCGGAGCGAGCUAAGGCAGAGGCGGAUGUGAGGCAAAAAAUGGGUGUCGCAGGAGAGUGGCAGUACGUUCAGAACUAUACAUCGGGAUCUCGUGCACCGAUACGGAAUGAGGUUCCAAGCGUGUCCGAAGAUGCCAAUGGAGAGACGACAGGGUCUUCUGAGGGUAACAGGAAACGUGAAGCACCGGUGGACGAUAUCGAGGACGAGCGUGUUUUCAAGCUGAGGAGGAAGACAGUUGGCAUUGGAUUGGGAGACUUGUAUGACCCGGGCAUUAUUCCUAUCAAGCUUAAGGUGAAGAAAGAGGAAUCGACGGAACCGCAGCCUGCUUCAUCGAAGACUGUUAUCGAAAAUAUCAAGGCGGACGACAUACUACCUACUGAUUCAAAGGUGAAGAUAGGAUGGAAACGUGCAGCAUUUCAACCGGCCGCCUAAGUACCAUAGUGUUUGCUCCCGUUGAGAACUGACUUGCUGCUGAAAUCAAUCACAUAGUCGUUCUCCGAACCUUGAAACUAUCUUCGGUCGACCGUUUUGGACAAGUGAUAUUACUCUCGAAUUCCAAGUGACAGCGAACUGAAAGAUCUUGCUUACCACGCUGAUCAUGGCAAUGCUGGCGAGUUUCCUGUUGCUGGAGAUCAUCGUGCCCAAAAUACACCUGUCUAAAUCAAGCGACAUCAUUUUUGAUCUUCUCAGUCCCUUCCAGAACUCCCUCCUGUUGUCCACCAGCGCGCAGGCAGUUCCGGUAUCAAACACUUCGUAGGCUAUGCACAUGUGGCAGUGUACAAGGUUGGGAUGAAAACCGCCCAACAGUUGUGAUCAUUCGUCCAGAUGGGACCUUUUGUUACUAGUGCUCGGUGGGAUUGAUAGGCGAGGGACCGACUUUAAAAUAUAGUAUUCGUGUGUAUAGCAGCCUGAGCAGG